UCCAGCUCUAAAACUCGUUUAUGUUCAUCAUCAGCAUCAUCGUCUAUCUGCAAAACACCUUUACGCUAUCGUUGACGUCUCAGAUGCUCCAAUAAGCUUCUCUAUCUUUCCCAUGGUAACCUAACUAUCUAAUCAGCUCUCACUUUAUUCAUCUUUUCAUCCUCCUCUUACCUUACAGUUUCUGCUGCUGCAUUCGCAUCGAUUUUUUUUCCAUGAUUUGUUUCCGUUCUAGAUAAGAUCAUGUCCUUUUCCCUCUCUAAUCAACGAUUCGUGAUCUCCAUUUUGAUCUAUCACCUGUGGAUUUGAAUCUCAGUAAGGGAUUGUGGUAUUAUUAGAAAUCUGUGUUGUUCGAUUUGGGUUUUUUGAGAAUUUUGAGGGGAUUUGUGUCGACAUGGAUUUUCCGGAAAAUUUGCCAUCGGAUAUUGGAAGAUUAGAGCAGAUUGUAUCUCACUUCUUCCCAAAGGCAUUGCACAUCGUCCUCGACUCCAGAAUCCCUUCGUUGCAAUCCCGUGGUCGUACUCGUGAGCGUUUAUCGGGUCUCAGUGUCAAAAAGAGCGAUAAAUGGUUCAAUCUCGUGAUGGGAGAUCGUCCUGCAGCGUUGGAGAAGCUUCAUUCUUGGCAUAGGAACGUCUUGGAUUCGAUGAUCAUUGAUAUCAUACUUGUCCAUCCGAUUUCAAGCGAUAAUUCAGAUGAUGAUCAUGGCAAUGUAAGAUCAGCUGAGACUGUGAUCGAGCGUUGGGUUGUUCAGUAUGAGAAUCCACUCAUUAUGUCUCCUCAGAACUCUGAUUCUUCUACGCGUUACCAGAAAGUUUACAAGAAAUCAAUCAUUCUAUUGCGUUCUCUUUAUGCGCAGACACGGCUCCUCCCUGCGUAUCGUGUCUCUAGGCAGCUGAGCUCGUCUCUCGCCUCUUAUGGUUAUGAUCUAAUCUACAAGGUUUCAUCUUUCAGUGAUAUAUUCUCUGGUCCAGUGACUGAAACUAUGAAAGAGUUUCGUUUUGCGCCAGUUGAAGUGCCUCCUGGACGUCUUUGCGCCUCGGUUACUUACCGUUCUGACUUAUCGGAUUUCAAUCUCGGUGCUCACAUCACAUUGCCUCCAAGAAUCAUUACCGAUUAUGUAGGAAGUCCUGCGACAGAUCCUAUGAGGUUUUUUCCUUCUCCAGGGAAAAGUGUUGAAGGCACAUCGUUUCCAGUUAGAGCUGGUCGGCCUCCAUUGACUAGCUCAUCUGCUGAGCGUCCGCAUAGCUGGACAAGCGGCUUUCACAGACCUCCAGGGCAUCACGCCACACCAAACCAGUCUUUCUCGCCUGCUCAUUCGCAUCAGUUUUCACCAGGCGGGUUACACGAUUUCCACUGGUCACGUACAGAUGGUUUUGGUGACAAUCACCAGCUUUCUCCUCCUUUUUCGCCAUCGGGUUCUCCUUCUACGCCGAGAUACAUUUCAGGUAGUAACAGUCCUCGGAUUAAUGUGAGGCCAGGGACUGCUCCAGUGACCAUUCCUUCUUCAGCCACUUUCAAUAGAUACGUUUCAUCUAACUUCUCUGAGCCAAGUAGGAAUCCACUCCCUCCUUUUUCUCCCAAAAGCACGAGACGCUCCCCUUCAUCGCAAGACUCUUUGCCUGGUAUUGCAUUGUACAAGAGUUCGAGAAGCGGAGACUCUCCUUCUGGAUUGAUGAACCACUACCCUGCACAGAAGCUGACAAAGGACAGCAAAUAUGAUUCGGGCCGGUUCUCUGGACUGCUGUCUUCAAGUGGCUCACCAAGAUUCGGGUUUUCUAGAAGCCCCAGUAGAUUAUCUUCCCAAGACGACUUGGAUGACCCUGAUUGUUCCUGCCCUUUUGAUUUCGAUGAUGUUGAUGAGUCAGGACUUCAGUACAGCCAAAGUCUUGACCGGAGGAAAACUUCAAGCUCUAUAUCACAGUCGCUACCUAUAGUGAGAAAGUCACAGGAUGCAGCAGUUGGGGUUCUGGUUCACAUGCUGAAGACAGCACCACCAUUACGACAAGACUCAAGCACUUACAUGGCGUCAAUGUCUGGAGUUCAGAGAGAAGGGUCGGUGUCAAUAUCAGUAUCAGGUACAGAAUCUGAAUUUUCUAUGGCUCGAAGCACAUCAGAUGCACUUGAGGAGCUGAGAAACUACAAGCAGCUCAAAGACUUGCUUCUAUCUAAAUCCAAGAGUGUUGGUGGAGCAACUCGUGUCCACUGAGCUAAACCAAGGAGCAAUCAAGAUAUGAGUUUAUCGGAUGAAUGUUUGUAUAUAUGGGAUGUGAUGACGAAUACUUUUUAACUCUUUUGUAAAUGCAGUGCGUUCACGUUUUUCGUUUCUUCUGUAAAAGAACUUGCCUUUGACUAUGCACAUAAUUACUAAUAAUAAAGUUUGAACCUCUUCA
Molecule: messenger RNA, 2387 nt
Organism: Eutrema salsugineum
Lineage: Eukaryota; Viridiplantae; Streptophyta; Magnoliopsida; Brassicales; Brassicaceae
Product: autophagy-related protein 13a
Exons: 3
Coding region: 392-2203 (603 amino acids)
Biological process (GO): autophagosome assembly; piecemeal microautophagy of the nucleus; protein localization to phagophore assembly site
Cellular component (GO): cytosol; Atg1/ULK1 kinase complex; phagophore assembly site
Source: RefSeq, a predicted model, not a curated record